AUGUGUGCUUCGGUACAAGGUUGGGAGCGUUUGUGCUGCUGUACGAGGUUGCGAGCGUUUGUGCUGCUGUACGAGGUUGUGAGCGUUUGUGCUGCUGUACGAGGUUGCGAGCGUUUGUGCUUCAGUACGAGGUUGCGAGCAUUUGUGUUGCUGUACGAGGUUGCAAGUGUUUGUGCUGCUGUUGCGAGUGUGUAUGCUUCGGUACGAAGUUGCGAGUCUGUGUAUGCUUUGGUACAAGGUUGCGAGUGUGUGCAUGCUGCUGUACGAGGUUGCGAGCGUUUAUGCUGCUGUACGAGGUUGCGAGCGUGUGUGCUGCUGUACAAGGUUGGGAGCGUUUGUGCUGCUGUGCGAGGUUGCGAGCGCUUGUGCUGCUGUACGAGGUUGCAAGCAUUUGUGCUGCUGUACGAGGUUGGGAGCAUUUGUGCUGCUGUACGAGGUUGCGAGCGUGUGUGCUGCUGUACAAGGUUGCGAGCGUUUGUGCUGCUGUACGAGGUUGCGAGCGUUUGUGCUGCUGUACGAGGUUGCGAGCGUUUGUGCUGCUGUACGAGGUUGCAAGCGCUUGUGCUGCUGUACGGGUUUGCGAGAGUUUGUGCUGCUGUACAAGGUAGCGAGUUGUGUGUGCUGCUGUACGAGGUUGCGAGUGUGUGUGCUGCUGUAAAAGGUUGCGAGGGUGUAUGCUUCGGUAAAAGGUUGCGAGUGCGUAUGCUUUGUUACGAGGUUGCGAGUGUGUGCAUGCUGCUGUACGAGGUUGCAAGCAUGUGUGCUUCGGUACAAGGUUGGGAGCGUUUGUGCUGCUGUACGAGGUUGCGAGCGUUUGUGCUGCUGUACGAGGUUGCGAGCGCUUGUGCUGCUGUACGAGGUUGCGAGCGUUUGUGCUGCUGUACGAGGUUGGGAGCAUUUGUGCUGCUGUACGAGGUUGCGAGCGUGUGUGCUGCUGUACAAGGUUGCGAGCGUUUGUGCUGCUGUACGAGGUUGCGAGCGUUUGUGCUGCUGUACGAGGUUGCGAGCGCUUGUGCUGCUGUACGGGUUUGCGAGCGUUUGUGCUGCUGUACAAGGUUGCGAGUGUGUGUGCUUCUGUACGAGGUUGCGAGCGUUUGUGCUGCUGUACGAGGUUGCGAGCGCUUGUGCUGCUGUACGGGUUUGCGAGAGUUUGUGCUGCUGUACGAGGUUGCGAGUGUGUGUGCUGCUGUACGAGGUUGCGAGUGUGUGUGCUGCUCUAAAAGGUUGCGAGUGUGUAUGCUUCGGUAA
Molecule: messenger RNA, 1248 nt
Organism: Misgurnus anguillicaudatus (oriental weatherfish)
Lineage: Eukaryota; Metazoa; Chordata; Actinopteri; Cypriniformes; Cobitidae
Source: RefSeq, a predicted model, not a curated record